Messenger RNA from Seminavis robusta, 1769 nucleotides. Lineage: Eukaryota; Bacillariophyta; Bacillariophyceae; Naviculales; Naviculaceae. The record is from the annotation of a GenBank genome assembly.
UCAUUCAAUAGCUACCGUAUUCAAUUUUUGUCGGUUGUUGAGCUGUUGUUAUCGGGGACCCUCGUCCACCGGUAGCUAGUUGUAUCGGAUGCACGGGUAUAUCCUAGGUAUCUUCCCAUUAUAAAAUUUUGUGAGUGAAGCGUGGCAUCCACGAAGAUCUUGUGGCAUGACACCGGCUUGACUGAGGGAGUGAGAAAGCUCAACGCAUAACGCCAGCAACGAUGAUGAUGACACCCUUAUCACCAACAUCGUCGCAAGUACGGUCGUACAAGAUGGCUUGUUUGUGCUUUGUGGCCAGUGCCCUCUUCCUUACGUUUCUCUCUCAACGAUCUUUGGGUCGAUUUCAAGACUUCCUCUUGGAUGAAAGUCAGAAUCAAGAGCACCAGAUGAUGCGUCAUCGUCGCGCCAUUGCUACCGAUUCUACCAGUGCCGAUGAUAUCAACACCCAAACCACCACGCCUGUACCUCCCGAUACCUCCCACAAAACGGUCCUUGUCACGGGAGGUGCCGGGUUUAUCGGUUCCCACGUGGCUCAAGCAUUGCUCCAACGAGGAGAUGACGUUGUCAUUAUCGAUAACAUGAACGACUAUUAUCCAGUGCAUAUUAAAGAAAACAAUCUCCACAUUCUCAAGACGACGAGUGCUGCACAACAACGACAAAACGCAACUACAACGUCUUCUCGUCGUCUCACCAUUUAUCGCGGUGAUAUUUGCAAUCAGACACUCCUCGACCAAAUCUUUCGAGAAACUCGUCCUUCCCACAUUUGUCACUUGGCGGCUCGAGCGGGGGUUCGUCCCAGUGUCGAAGAUCCAUUUCUCUACGUACAAACCAACAUUAUGGGAACGACACGACUUUUGGAAAUGGCCGUCCAAUACAACGUCUCCAACUUUGUCUACGCCAGCUCGAGCAGUGUCUACGGGGGUAGCAGCAGCAGCAGCAGCAGCCGUAAUAAUAACAAUAACAACAAUCGAACCACGUUUUCCGAAACGCAACAACUCGAUCGUCCCUGGUCUCCCUAUGCCGCCACGAAAAAGUCCACCGAACUCAUGGCAGCUACCUAUCAUCAUCUCUACAAUCUACAUUCCACUGGACUGCGAUUCUUUACCGUAUACGGACCACGAGGACGUCCCGACAUGGCACCCUACAAGUUUGUCGAUCGGGUCAGUCGAGGACUCCCCAUUCCACAAUAUGGAGAUGGCACAGCGGUACGAGAUUUCACCUAUAUUGACGAUAUUGUCCAGGGUAUCCUCCAAUCGUUGGAUCGGGCGUAUCCCUGUCAAGUCUUUAAUUUGGGCCGGGGAGAGGGGAUUGUCUUGAAAGACUUUAUUCAGUUGGUAGAACGGUUCACGAACAAACAGGCGACCAUCCAAGUGUUGCCAACACAAACGGGGGAUGUCCCCUAUACCAUGGCCGAUACCAGCAAGGCACGAGCCUUGUUGGGAUAUCUGCCUAAAGUGUCAUUUGACGAAGGGAUUCGACGAACGGUAGAGUGGUACAAUCGAACGCAUCUCGGUCGUCCGAAACAACAACAACUACAAGACACGUUGCCAAAGACAUCCAGACGACGACAACUGGAUGGAACCAAUGGCCAGGAUACCGAGCCAAAACAGAAAUCGGUAAAGCCAGCACUGAGAAAACCAGACGCGGUAGUGAGAUUACAAAGACCAAGUCUGGAAGACUAUCAAUACACUUUGAGCGGCGACGAUCCGCCGCCAUAAUCUAGCCAUAGCUAACAACACCAUUUAUUUAUAGAUUGACAUUCAGUCCAC